This is a messenger RNA of Lathyrus sativus (Indian pea), 2382 nucleotides long. The record is from the annotation of a GenBank genome assembly. NCBI's taxonomy places the organism in Eukaryota, Viridiplantae, Streptophyta, Magnoliopsida, Fabales, Fabaceae.
AUGGCCAUGUUCAAAACAACAAAACCAUGCUUCUGGCUUUCUCUUCUCAACCUCAUCUUCUCUUUGCACUACUAUCCUUCCCUUGCAGCUCUAACCACCAUCUCUGCAAACCAGUCUCUCUCUGCUGACCAAACUCUAGUCUCUGAAGGAGGAAGGUUUGAAUUGGGUUUCUUUAAACCAGGUAAUUCCCCUAACUACUUCAUAGGCAUAUGGUACAAAAAGGUCUCUAUACAAACAAUUGUUUGGGUUGCCAACAGAGACAAUCCUGUCUCUGAUAAAAACACUGCAACCUUAAAAAUCUCAGCUGGUAAUUUAGUCCUAUUAGACGAGUCUUCAAACCAUGUUUGGUCAACAAACACGAGUUUUCCUAAGUCAGAUUCUGUUUCAGCUAUUCUUCUAGAUACUGGAAAUCUUGUUUUGAGAAAUAGGCCUAAUGAUGAUGCAUUAGAUCCUCUAUGGCAGAGUUUUGAUCAUCAAACAGAUACAUUUCUUCCAGGUGGGAAAAUUAAGCUUGACAAGAAAACAAAGCAGCCUCAGUUUCUAACUUCAUGGAAGAAUCGAGAAGAUCCUUCAACGGGUCUUUUCUCUUUGGAACUAGACCCAAAAGGAUCAACUUCGUAUCUUCUUCUUUGGAAUAAGUCUGAAGAGUAUUGGACAAGUGGAGCUUGGAAUGGACAUAUUUUUAGUCUUGUUCCUGAGAUGAGGUUAAAUUACAUUUACAAUUUUUCAUUUGUCUCGAAUGAGAAUGAAACCUAUUUCACUUACUCGUUGUAUAACGAUUUGAUUAUAUCUCGGCUUGUGAUGGAUAUCUCGGGCCAGAUCAAGCAAUACACGUGGUUGGAAAGUUUCAAUCAGUGGAACCUCUUUUGGACACAGCCAAGACAACGAUGUGACGUUUAUUCUUUUUGUGGUGCAUUUGCAGUAUGUGAUGACAACUCAUUGCCUUAUUGUAGCUGUUUGAAGGGUUUUGAGCCAAAGUCAGUGUCUGAUUGGAACCUGGAGGAUUACACGGGCGGAUGUGUCAGGAAAACAAGUUUGCAAUGUGAGGAUUCCAAUCCCUCUAAUGGGGAUAAUGAAGGGUUCAUUGCAAUCUUCAACACGGUAUUACCUAAAAAUGCGCAACUUCUGCAGUUAGAGAAUGAAGUAGAAUGUGAGUUAACUUGCUUGAAAAACUGCUCAUGCACUGCUUUUACAUAUAGAAAUGGAUGUUCAGUUUGGUUUGGAGACCUCAUGAAUCUACAACAAUUGUCUUCUGAUGAUAGUAGUGGACAAACUUUGUAUGUCAAAUUUGCAUCAGAAAUACUUGAAGCUAGUAAUAACAGUGAUCGGGGGAGGGUGAUUAUUGGUGGUGUUGUGGGUGCAGUUCUUGCCAUAGGGAUACUCUUGGCCCUUCUAUUGUUUUUCGUAUUUAGGCGAAGAAAGAGAAUGCUUGCAACAGGAAAGCUAUUGGAGGGUUUUAUGGCGGAAUUCGAGUACAAGGAUUUGCAAAUUGCGACAAAGAAUUUCUCCGAGAAAUUGGGAGGAGAAGGAGGCUUUGGUUCCGUUUUCAAAGGAACAUUAACUGAUUCAAGUGUUGUAGUAGUGAAGAAGCUAGAGAGUGUUAGCAAAGGAGAGAAGAAGUUCAGAACAAAAGUAAGUAUACUAGGGACAAUGCAGCAUGUUAAUCUUGUUCGCCUUCGUGGAUUCUGUUCAGAAAGUACAACCAAAAGGUUUCUGGUUUAUGAUUACAUGCCAAAUCUUUCCUUGGAUUUCAAAUUAUUUGGGAACAACAAUUCUGAGGUGCUGGGAUGGAAAACGAGAUACCAAAUUGCUCUUGGAAUUGCAAGAGGACUAAUAUACCUCCACGAGAAAUGCGAAGAAUGUAUCAUACAUGGAGAUAUAAAGCCGGAAAACAUUCUCCUUGACGCUGAUUUGAGUCCAAAAGUUUCCGACUUUGGCCUAGCAAAGCUAAUUGGACGGGAUUUCAGCAGAAUCCUUACAUCCAUGAGCGAAACAAGAGGUUAUCUUGCUCCAGAGUGGUUUUCUAGGGCUUCUAUCACAGCGAAAGCCGAUGUUUACAGCUACGGAAUGAUGCUUUUUGAGGUUGUAUCAGGUCGGAGGAACUCCGAUCCAUCUCUAGAUGGUGAAUUUAUUUUCUUUCCUGCCUUGGCUGCAAAAGUAGUUAACCAAGGUGGUAGUGUCCUUACUCUUUUGGACCCUAGGUUGGAGGGAAAUGCUGAUAUUGAAGAGGUUUCUCAAAUGAUAAUAGUUGCUUCUUGGUGUGUCCAAGAAAAUGAAACUCAGAGGCCAACUAUGCGUCAGGUAGUUCAAAUUCUUGAGGGGAUUUUGGAUGUGAAUGUGCCACCAAUUCCAAAAUUCAAUCAAGUGUUUGUAGAUAACUAA